ACUGUCUAAAAACGGUAAACACAAUGGUGGAUACGAUAAUCUGGCAACGCUGGACCGUGAGCUGUCAGGGUGCCCUCCAUCACAACACUGCCUUCACGGUGCACGGGGCGGCUCAACCAUGGCCUAACCUGCCUGCUAAAACACUCAAGGAGAACAGCAACAACAACCCUAAAUAAUAAUAAAGAAGAAGGAGGAGGCGAGGGUAUCUGUCAGCCGCCAGGACCACCAGCACACCCCAGCCCUCGCGGUGAAGAGCUGCACUUUGUUUCCCUUCACACCUCACCUCGACGACCUGUUUCCAAGAUGACGGUGGAAAGUAACACCAGUGCGGAUCUCACAACACUCUUCAAGUCUUGUGUGAAGACCAUCCGCACACGCAACAAGGCCAUUGGUGUCACCCUGCCGCAGACCAAGAUCUUCCCCAGUCCCCCGACGCCUGCUUCACAGUUCUAUUCAAGGGCGCGGGAUGUGAUGAGCAAUAUAAGCAGUCACAGGAACCUGCUCCAGGACCAUCGCAAAAAAUACCUCCAGUACCAAGACCACUCCAUGACAGACUAUGAAAGGAGCUACAUGGAGAAGGUUGUCAAGACUAACCUGCGCAUCAUUGACGACAACAUCCGCACGCUCAGCUCAGACCUGCAGGGGGAGCAGCAGGGCUCCAAGGAUGCCCAGGAGUGCCAGCAGAACAUAAUGGCCAUACUGAGGAUGAACUUCCAGGGGAUAAACUCUACCUUCAAACACAUGAAAGAGCUUAGGAAAAAGAGACAAAAGGAAAAGGACAACUUGUAUCGACUGCAGCGGCCAUCUGGCUCCAGAAAGCGAACAAGUAGUGGUUCUGAGGAGCAGAGCAGAGCACCUCAUCCUGCCCUGCGAGAGAGCCUGGAGUCUAGUCGUGAUGCUUUAGAAACAUCUCAGUCUGAAUUGUGGGGCGAUUGGCCGGAGAGUCCUGAAAGUGACCAGUUAAGCCAAGAUGGAAAUCAAGACAGGGAUGACAAGGAAAGCACUGAAGGAAGUAAAAGGAGAGGACCAUCAGAUGCAGGGAAGAAGCAAACAUCCUACCUGGAGGACGAGAUGGAUAAGAUGCUUGGAGAGCUUAGUCCAGAGGAGCGGCAGAUGCUGGAGGAGGAGAAUGAUCACCUCUACAAAGAGCUCCAGUCCAACCACGAAGAAGUGCGGCAAAUCACUAAACAGAUGGCGUCCCUGACAAGGGAAGACGUUCUAUUAGAGUAUCUAGCUCUGAAAGGCACACACACAUUUGAGGGUUCACUUGAAAAGGUUGUGGAAAAACACCAAGAGAAGUUUAAACAUAAGAGAAACAUGAAAAAAAAUGACAUUGCAGCUCUAAAGCACCAAUUUCAUAAAAGAUGGCAGAAAGCCAGAAGGUUAGCAUCAAAGUUUGUUGAAGGGAAUGAAGAGUGGUUGAGAACGGAACUAACAUUAGCAGCUAACGAUGAAAAUGUCUGUUUCACAACCUGUGAGAAGGAUCGGUCAUUGAAUACACAGAAAAGAGGUAGAGAAUUAGUGUUUGAGUUCAAGGAUGCAAGUGAACGAACGAAAAGGAGAAGAACCCAGCAAUUACGUCAAGACAAAUCAACAGAGGAGCUCGUGUAUGCCACUCAGAUGAAACUUCGACAAUCAGGGAGAUCUGAUGCAGCCAAGAUCUGUGCAGAAGCAACUAUGACUACCCCAAGAAGGCCACAUAAGAUGUUAAAAAAGUUAAACAGUCAACAAGAAACACCACUCUCACCCCAUGAAGCUCUUGCAGUCCUUAUAAAUACAAAUAUGAGCAAAAGUACAUACUGCUAUCUGAGAAAGGUGCAGAAGGAGAGACAUUGUACCUUAUAUCUGCCUUACAACUCUGUCCUGAAAAUGAAAAAAACUUGCUAUCCAGCAAAUAUUGCAGUGAAUGAAUUUAAUGUUGAAGUUCCUCUUCAGAACUUGUUAGACCACACAGUUGCAAGUCUACUGAGGUGCCAGGAGAGUGCACUAGAUCUGAUCAAAUCAGACAAAAAUGAUAACAUUGAACUAGAACUUACGACUAAAUAUGGGUUUGAUGGCAGUGGCAACCAGGCAUUGUAUGACAUAAAAUAUGAAAAGGAUGCACACGGAGACAUAAGUGAGAGUGAUCUUUUUGCAACUUUCAUUAGUCCCAUAAAACUGGUCGUGAUGGCAACUAAUAAAGUAAUAUGGUAUAACAGUGCACUGUCUUAAACUGCAUAUUGCCGG
This is a messenger RNA of Eriocheir sinensis (Chinese mitten crab), 2226 nucleotides long. It is a transcript of the gene Syx18, whose product is annotated as syntaxin-18-like. The transcript has 6 exons. Gene Ontology annotation, biological process: retrograde vesicle-mediated transport, Golgi to endoplasmic reticulum. Gene Ontology annotation, cellular component: endoplasmic reticulum; membrane; SNARE complex. The record is from RefSeq and is a predicted model, not a curated record. Lineage: Eukaryota; Metazoa; Arthropoda; Malacostraca; Decapoda; Varunidae. Bases 304 to 2211 code for a protein of 635 amino acids.